AUGUGUGCAGGGUUUUUGAACAUGAAGCCCUUAACGGAUGCUGUUUAUCUUUUCACACCUGUGGGAGCCCUAUCGAAGAUGGAGAGACAAUCGAUUCAUGAAAAAUGGCCACUAUACGAUGACAACUACAUCCCUGGGCGCGCAGUUACAGAGGCGCGAGAAGUGCAGAUUACGGUUUUGGCAAAGGAUGAUGGUAAUAUACUCGAGAAGCCCUAUUCCGAAGCUGUAUACCGCCUGGACAAAUUCAUCAGCGAUCGGGUUUUCGUGGAUUAUAGAGGAGUCGAGUAUCGAUAUGGGGACUUGUGCUUGUCUUACAAAUCAGCGGGCUGCCCUGGCAACAAGCAUGCACACAUUAUAUCCGAUCUUUAUCAACGCGGCAUCAACAUUACCUAUCCGACCUUCCGACUUGGAACUGAGGGCGGCUACAUCGGCAGCACGCUUGGUGGUGUCCGACUUUCGCGGGAUGAGCAAAAUCGCACUAUUCUAGCUUCGGCCCAGGCGUGGUUCUUGAUCUACCAUAUGAAGUUUUUCCCAGCAAACGUCAGCUAUGUCUCCGGGCUCUUUGAGAACGAAUUGGUGCGACAACUAAGAAAUUAUCCGGAUGAUCCGUACAUCACGUUUACGUACUUCCACUCUCAAACUCUGGCUGAUGAGUUGAAGCGUAAUGCAGAGUCCCUCGUCCCCCGUUUCGGUAUCGCCUUUUUCCUGAUGGUGGUAUUCUCAUCGCUAUGUGCCAUCUCGUUCAUUGGAAACUCUUUUACUAUCGAUUGGGUCCUUAGUAAACCGAUCCUGUCGCUGCUUGGUGUCGUCAACGCUGGUAUGGGCAUUCUCACGGCAUUGGGCGCCGGGCUUCUUCUGCACGUUCCCUUCAAUGACAUCGUCGCUGUGAUGCCUUUCUUAGUCGUUGCGGUCGGCGUUGAUAAUAUGUUCCUGAUGGUUUCUUCUGUACGACGGACUCCGAGAUCGCACACAACCGGUGAAAGAAUGGGCGAAUGUCUGUCCGACGCCGCUGUUUCGAUUUUGAUCACAGCUUUGACCGAUGCAUUUUCCUUCGGCGUCGGUGCCAUUACAACCAUUCCCGCCGUGCAAAUUUUUUGUAUAUAUACCUGUUUGGCAAUCACAGCGACGUUCUUUUACCAGCUCACCUUCUUCGCUGCUCUACUGUCUAUGUAUACGCGUUGGGAGCGUCGUGGGAUCAACUCGGUGUUCCUCUGCGAAACUGUACCUAUCGAACAGAUCCACACCGCAUCUUUCAUCUCGCGCAUCUUCAAUAUGGGCUCGAGAGCUCCUCCCGAGAAGAAGGGAAAACAUUCGCCGCCACACAUCGACAACUCUCUGUCCACAAGGUUCUUUGAGAAUUGGUUCGCCCCCCUUCUGAUGCAUCCUGUGGUGAAGGGCCUUGUGCUGCUCUGGUUCGCCAUCUACCUCGGCUUCUCCGCGUACGGCUGCGCACAGAUCAGAGAAGGGUUGGAGCCAAUCAAUCUGCUUGUCCAGGACUCUUACGCCAUCCCACAUUACAAGAUGUUGCAACGAUACUUUUGGAAGUACGGCGCCACGCUUCAAUUGGUUGUGAAUAAUGCGCCGGACAUGCGACUGCCAAAACAGCGGCAACUUUUGAAACAGAUGAUUGUCGAGUUUGCGUCAUCAAAUCAUUCCUGCGGUCCGGAAUCUAUCCAAUACUGGGUGAACGAGAUGGAAAUCUAUUACAAACAAGGCCUGGAAAUGGGGAUCGUCGAUUCGGCUUUCUAUGGUCAGGUCCAACACUGGCUCGGCGCUAAGAAUCCCAACACUUGGGAGGCCGACAUACUUUGGGGCGUCAACGGAUGGAAUGAGACAACGAUAAAAAGUUUCCGUUUCUUGAUUGGCCUGCGAGAUAUUCAGUCGACAACGGGCCAGCAAGAGGCAACACAAACAAUGCGUGAAAUUGCUUCGCGAUGGCCGCAGUACAACGUGACAUCUUUCAUGCCCCUGUGGCUCUUCACGGACCAGUACGCCAUCGUCGUCCCGAAUACGGUACAAAACAUUUGGAUUGCUCUGCUGGUCAUGAUCGCCAUUGCCUUCGCUCUUAUCCCACAGCCUCUCUGCGCCUUUUGGGUGGCAUUAGCGUGUGCGUCCAUUGACUUCGGAGUGAUCGGCUUCAUGACUCUCUGGGACGUCAAUCUAGAUGCAAUUUCGAUGAUCACCAUCAUUAUGUCAAUCGGAUUUUCUGUUGACUAUUCGGCCCACAUCACCUAUGGAUACGUGGUCUCCCCGCACGCCGAUCCGUCGAUGAAAAUAAGAGAUGCACUCGGCGCUUUGGGCUGGCCGCUUUUCCAGGGCGGAUCCUCGACAAUUCUGGCAAUGUGUGUCCUUUCGAAUGUGCCUGCCUACAUGGUCAUCACGUUCUUUAAGACGGUGGUUCUUGCCAUUUCAAUUGGACUGCUGCACGGUCUUGUAUUCUUGCCCGUGUUCCUCUCCAUCUUUGUCCGCGGCUGCUGCAUUCUCGAGAUGCCGCCAGACCGAAUGCUACACGGGCAUCACGCCCAGCCGCCACCGAUUGCCAAGAAGCCCAAGAUGUCUUCUUUCGGCUCCGGUACUGUCACUUCGUUGGAGUCGGCUCCAUUUUCUCCGAUAGAGAAAGCAACUCUGGCGUGUCGCGGCGAAUUCAUAGAGAGCCAAUCGUCCACACCCAUCCACGCAAUCCGUCAUAGGGUUUCUCCUCAAGCAAACGGUGCUUCCCCACGUGUAGCAGAUCAUCACCCUCAAGGCAGCACUCACGCUUCCGACUCUUCGUCGACGGGCGAAUUCACGACUUCAUCACCAAAGCAGCAUAGC
Messenger RNA from Mesorhabditis spiculigera, 2814 nucleotides. NCBI's taxonomy places the organism in Eukaryota, Metazoa, Nematoda, Chromadorea, Rhabditida, Rhabditidae. The record is from the annotation of a GenBank genome assembly.